CCGUGUCUCACCUUGCACAUCAACCUACACGGACCGGACUAGUCACGUCUUUUUCAUUCUGUUGCUGCCUCAUUUCUUCCCGGUUUCUAUGGUGCCUGGUUUCUGAUUCACUUUCGUGUCGGAUGCAAAUGCUUCGACUGAACUCUGGGCUGUGAAUGAAGGUUAGAUAGUCCUCGUGGGUGCGGGAUGACAUGGCUCAACCUCUAGAAGACCACCAACAGGGCACCGAUACGCAAGGCACGCUUCGCAGUAUAUCGAUACAACGCCCAUCACUCAAGAGCGCGGAUCUUAUUGACGUUUGCAAAGUCUGCAGAUGUUUUGCGCAAGAUUCAGGCUGGGCGCUUAGCAGAUCGGAAUUUCAACGCAGUGCAGAGUCUGGUUGCCCAACUUGUAACCUUGUUCUUCGAAUCUGCACAACUUUCGCUUUAUAUGAAGAUGGCACGACGAGUUCAGCCUGUACGCCCGAGACUCUUACCUCUCCAUCGAGCGAAGUGCAGCCACACCUACCCGUAAGCAAUUCGAAUAUCAAGCUUUCGCUGGACGCCGGGCACCUAACCAUAUCAUGUGAUCGUUUAACCAAUGCACUGCACGUAUCUAUGCAACCAGGUAGCCUAUGUCCAUGGCCUUACAUAACCGUGAGCCCCUGGCGAGAUAUUGCUCCCGACAGAGGAUACUGUUUGGACUUCAUCAAAUCGAGAGUCAAGGCAUGUUCCAAUCAUCCCAGGUGUAAUUACACAUCAAGAACAUCGCACAAACCGGGCAGACUACUGUACAUCGGAGAUUCCGACCCGCAAAUGAAGAUUCACUUAGUGAAAGGUCUUGAUAUAUUUGGCUCGUGUGAUUACAUUGCCCUCUCGCAUUGUUGGGGUGGGUACCAACCUCUCAGAACCGUCAAAGCCAAUGUCGAAUCGUAUUCUCAAGUUAUUGCUUGGGAGUUACUUCCCAAAACGUUCAGAGACGCGAUCACUAUAGCAAGGGGUCUCGCCAUCAACUAUCUGUGGAUCGACAGUCUUUGUAUCAUCCAAGACGACGAGCGAGACUGGGUCCCCACUGGGGCUAGAGAUUGUCGGGAUGGCUUGUUUCAUCCUCGCGAACAGCCAGUGUCAUUUGACUUUGAAAUCGACCACUUCGGUUGCCAAGUGCAUGUUAGACAUCUUCCAAACCACAGCGGUUUCGAGCCUUUCGAUGUCCGCCCAGACACUGCCAAUCAGGUUCCCUUGAAUAAGCGCGCUUGGGCGUACCAGGAAAGAAUUCUGUCACGCAGAAUUAUUCACUUCACGACCGCAGAGCUCGUUUGGGAGUGCUGCACGUCUCUCUAUUGUGAGUGUAGCGGAGUAGAGCAAGCCACGAAAAGCACCCCUCCCAAGGAUGGAAUAUCCGAAAUUACAUUAGUAGGGCCCAAAGGAUAUCCUUCGCGGGAUACGCUUUCCAACUUAUGGCAACGCAUCGUUCUUAGCUACUCUAAGAGACAGUUGACAUUCGGGAGCGAUAAGCUACCUGCAUUGUCCGGUGUUGCAAGCGUUUUUGACACGGCUUUACAGAAUAUAAAAAUCCAAAACAGUCAAUACGUAGCGGGACUUUGGAGUCACGAAUUACCACGAGCACUGCUCUGGCACCAAGCAUAUUCUGCGAGACCAGACUUACAUAUGAGAGCUCCAUUACAAAGCACUGGGGAUCCUUCAUUCUCGUGGAUCACUGUGCUAGGCAACACGAAAGAAGUAGAGUUUCGCUGGGACAACUGGGCACGAGAUCUCGCCAACGUCCUAGAAAUACACUGUAUCCCCGAAACAAGCGACAAAUUCGGCCGCGUAGCACCCGGGGCAUACAUGAAAUUAUGCGGGUAUCUGCUAGAAGCAAGUGCCAGUUCGAACAGUCUCCAGAAUCACCUUCACAGAUAUCUCCAAUUCACCCGCCCCGACCUCAACUCGAAUCUGCCAUACGCCCGUACUGCCACACUCGACUUCGAAAUUGACCAAAACAUGGCAGACAACCUAUGCCUUACAUACUUCCCGAUCCAAUCUUCGGUCGCCCAUGCCGAAAACGCAUCCGACAAUAAUCUUGCUCGCUUCACCUCAGGUCUCGUGCUACGGGAAAUGUCACCGGACAUUGCUGACGAUGUGUCUUCCGUCACUGCAUCUGGUCUAUCUUUUCCGAUCAAAUGUUAUAGGAGAAUUGGGACGGCUUCUGUCAGGUUUGAGUAUCCACAGCAAUUUGGAGUUCGGGGGUAUGAUUCUGUACCAUGGGAAGAAUUCUAUCUGUUCUGA
Messenger RNA from Periconia digitata, 2264 nucleotides. The record is from the annotation of a GenBank genome assembly. NCBI's taxonomy places the organism in Eukaryota, Fungi, Ascomycota, Dothideomycetes, Pleosporales, Periconiaceae.